Oryza brachyantha (malo sina) is the source of this 659-nucleotide messenger RNA. RefSeq lists its product as uncharacterized. The transcript is spliced from 4 exons. The coding region runs from base 38 to 469 and encodes 143 amino acids. The record is from RefSeq and is a predicted model, not a curated record. Lineage: Eukaryota; Viridiplantae; Streptophyta; Magnoliopsida; Poales; Poaceae.
GCUGCUGACCAUACAUACAGCUCGUCUACAGGUCAAAAUGGAGAAGGGGAGGAGGCGGCACAUUGUCCCGGCGUUCGGCGAGUGGAACCAGCAGUACGAGGAGCUGCCAAUCACGCAGUAUUUCGAGUCGGCGAUGCACGCCGGACUCGUCAGGGCCGGGCACUACUACCACGCCGCCGCCGGCGACUUGCUCUUCAAGGCCGCCGGGUCGCCGCCGCCGCAGAAGCCACCCAAGAAGGUGAGGAGCACAAGAAACGGGAUGGAGAACCAAGCAGGGAGGAGGGAAGGGCCAUCUGUUGUGUGUGAUGGCUGUGUAGUUGUCCAUGGAUCGAGGAGGCCUAGGGUUGUUAGGGCAGUAGACGAGGACUUGUACAAAGUCCCCUCUGAACUCCUCCGCAAGAAGGCAAAAGGGAGGAAGCAUGUGAGAAGCUUAUGGAUGGGCUGUGUAGGGCUCAAUUGCGUCGCCUGAAAUUGCAAGAAGAGGAAAUCUAGAAGGCCACGCAUGGAAACAUGGCUUGGUUUGUUCCGAGAAGCCUGAAGAUAUGAGGAACAAAUUGCCUUUUGUUUUGUGGUCUAUAUAUCUGCGGCGCUAACUGCAAAGCAUCUGUUGCAUUUGCAUGCACCUACUUGCAUUGUGCUACCCACCAUAUAUGUAAAUU